CGAAUCGCUUUAAGGCCAGAAACUCCGACCUCGCGAGUCGAGUUGAGGUUACGUUCGCAAGGUGAUACCUGCACGAAGAUUCGGAAUUCGGCCAUCGAUAACAGCUUCCAUAGAUGUCCUCCAUGUGGAAGGACAAGGACUAACGGCUCCAGGAAGUUGCGAAGAUGACGUCACGUUGGGGGAUUCUAGGCGCCCUUCUGCUUUUUGGAACGAUAUUGGUGUACCAGGCGUGGGCGCAAGUCGAUGGUUACACGCCCGGUGUCGAUUAUCCCAUCUACAAUUCCGUACCUUUCGGGCUCACCUUUACCUGCAGAGGGAAGAUACCUGGUUACUACGCGGAUCCCGAAGCUAGAUGUCAGGUCUGGCAUUGGUGUCUGCCGAACGGACGACUCUUCAGCUUCCUUUGCCCUAACGGCACAGUCUUUAGUCAAACCACUCGUGUCUGUGAUUGGUGGUUCAAGGUCGAUUGCAACGACUCGCCAAGGCUGUACGGCAUCAACGACGACCUCUACAGAGACGCCAAUGGAAACAGGAUUUAAAAAGAACUGUCGGUGAGACUUUCAUGACUCGUGCCGAUAACAUACCGUCCGAGUCUGCAAUGAGCCCGACAAUGAUGUCAGGCGACACUAACUUAGUUAAGUAAACGCGCAAUUCCUGGUACAUACAUGAAUCCUACGUUGAAGUUUAAGGGGAUGCCGAAAGGAUGUAAUCGACCGCAGCGCCAAUUGGAUAACGCGGCAAAAUGAAGCAGCAGUAUUACCGCUUAUGAUAGUCUUAAAAAAAAAUGAAAAAAUGUGUUUCCGCGUAUUCUGCGACACCUCGAAUCACUACAAUCCGUUACUUCUCCCUAUUUUGUAUGGAAAUUCGAACAAGUUCUGGGAAACUUUUGACAAGCACUCAUUAUAUACUGUACAAUUACGUUUUUUUUCCUAGUUUAUUAUACCAUUGUAUAUUUA
Molecule: messenger RNA, 956 nt
Organism: Orussus abietinus
Lineage: Eukaryota; Metazoa; Arthropoda; Insecta; Hymenoptera; Orussidae
Exons: 5
Coding region: 165-539 (124 amino acids)
Cellular component (GO): extracellular region
Molecular function (GO): chitin binding
Source: RefSeq, a predicted model, not a curated record